UUGUAUUCACUGGCUGCAAUGCAGUAGAUACUUUAUUUUAUUUUUGUUAUACAUUAAGAAACAACAUAUUAAUAAUGAUUAGAAUAAUUCCUUUUGUGUCUAUUAUUUUAAUCAAUGGCUAUGUGACGGAACAAGCAUAUUUCUUGGAAAAAGAUUUCAUUAACAAAAUCAAUGAAAAGGCAACAACAUGGAAGGCCGGUGUUAAUUUCAACCCAAGUACACCAAAAGAACAUAUUUUAAGACUUUUGGGAUCUAAAGGAGUACAAAUUCCUAACAAAGUUAAUUAUAAAAUAUACAAAUCUGAGGAUGACGCUUACAAAUCGUAUGUGGAAAUUCCCAUAAAAUUUGACGCGAGGAAACAAUGGAUACGUUGCAAAACAAUCGGAAAAAUCAGAGACCAAGGAAAUUGUGGAUCAUCUUGGGCGUUGGCGACGAGCUCAGCAUUCGCUGACCGUUUGUGUAUAGCUACAAAUGGAGAUUUUAAUCAAUCGCUAUCCGCCGAAGAAAUAACUUUCUGCUGUCAUUUAUGCGGUAACGGAUGUUACGGUGGUUAUCCGAUAAGAGCUUGGAAACGUUUUAAGAAACACGGUCUAGUAACUGGAGGAGAUUAUAAAUCAGAAGAGGGAUGUGAACCAUACAGAGUGCCGCCUUGUCCCUAUGAUGAACGAGGAAAUAAUACAUGUGCAGGUCAACCAAUGGAAUUGAAUCACAGAUGCAAGAGAAAAUGUUAUGGAGAUCAAGAUCUCAAUUUCAAUGAAGAUCACAGAUACACUAGAGACUACUAUUACCUAACUUAUAGAAGCAUUCAAAAGGACGUCAUAAAUUACGGGCCAAUCGAAGCAUCGUUUGAUGUGUAUGAUGAUUUUCCUAGCUACAAGUCAGGCAUUUACGUGAGAUCGGAAAAUGCCUCAUAUUUAGGAGGACAUGCUGUGAAGUUGAUUGGUUGGGGUGAAGAACACGGAGUACCAUAUUGGCUAAUGGUCAACUCGUGGAACGUAACUUGGGGCGACCAAGGCUUAUUCAAAAUUCGACGAGGCACAAACGAAUGCGGAGUCGAUAACUCGACAACUGCUGGUGUACCGGUUACUACUAAAAUAUAAUAACUAAUUAAUUGUGCUAGUCAUAAGAGAACACUAUAAUUUUUUCGAUUAUGUAUAAAUAAAUAAUCUAUUCCUUAUUUUUAUUUUCAACGGUUACCUACUAAUUUGACAUCACGUCGAUUUUCAUGUUAUCUAUACAGAUAAGUGAAUAAUUGACGUCUUUUUAUACUCUGAUAUGUAUUAUGGUAAAGAUGUUGUUAAAUUAU
Molecule: messenger RNA, 1306 nt
Organism: Melanaphis sacchari
Lineage: Eukaryota; Metazoa; Arthropoda; Insecta; Hemiptera; Aphididae
Product: cathepsin B-like
Exons: 6
Coding region: 75-1100 (341 amino acids)
Biological process (GO): regulation of catalytic activity
Cellular component (GO): lysosome
Molecular function (GO): cysteine-type endopeptidase activity
Source: RefSeq, a predicted model, not a curated record